GGUACUGUUUGUUGCGUCUUCGCAUCGGCGGCUUCAAUGUAAAUAAAAAGCAUUCUCACAGCUGUUUGCUGCAAAAUUACGAAGCAUUUUCGGAAAAAGAGCUCCAAAUUAGCGGAACUUUUCAACAACGGUAACGAACCUGCUCAUCAUUGUUCCUCAGAAGUGGUAACCCAUUUGCGUCGUGAACCGGGGUCCAUCCCCGACUGGAAGUAAGAUGAACCAACGCUACCUGUUCGCGCUUUGUGCGGUACUGCUUGGCUGCUGUGCACCGUCCUCGGGAGUGUUCUUCAACCACGGUGGCACCUAUUUGGGAUCGCUCAAGCAUCUCUUCAGGAAGUACUCUCAUAUGCGCGAGCCGGAACGACACCUAUCGCCAGUUGUUUUCGUACCCGGCGAUGGCGGUAGCCAGAUGGAUGCAAUCAUCGACAAGCCGAACAAGGUUUCGAUCCUGUGCCAGAAACACACCACCACGUUCUUUAACCUUUGGCUGAACAAGGAACUGCUGCUUCCCCUAGUGAUCGACUGCUGGAUCGACAACAUUCGCCUCGAGUACGACAAUGUGACGCGCACCACGUGCAACUCGCCCGGCGUUACGACGCGCGUGCCAGGCUUCGGUCAGUCGGAAACGGUCGAAUGGAUCGAUCCGUCGCACGCGUCGGUCGGUGCGUACUUUGUCAAUAUCGCCAAUGCGCUCGUUUCGAACGGGUACGUGCGGGACAAAUCGAUCGUUGGCGCACCGUACGACUUUCGCAAGGGACCGACUGAAAAUAAAGAGUAUUUCCUGCAGCUCAAAUUUUUGGUCGAGCAGACGUACACCAUUAACCACGACACACCGGUCACCUUUAUCGUGCACAGCAUGGGCGCCCCUAUGACACUGCACUUCCUGCAGCUACAAACGGCCCAGUGGAAGGCAAAGUACAUAAAGCGCGUCAUUUCGCUUGCCGGUGCUUGGGCGGGCAGCGUGAAAGCCUUGAAGGUGUACGCAAUCGGCGAUGAUCUCGGUGCGUUUGCGCUGAGCGGUAAGGUGAUGCGUGCCGAGCAGAUCACCAACCCGUCUUUGGCCUGGCUGCUCCCGUCGCCACUUUUCUGGAAGCCGAACGAGGUGCUCGCACGGACCCAGUCGCGCGUAUACACGAUGGCACAGAUGGAAGAGUUUUUCGAGGAUCUGGAGUACCCGAACGGGUGGGAAAUGCGCAAAGAUUCCCUGCCGUACACGCUUAACUUUACCGCACCCGGUGUGGAGCUGCACUGUCUGUACGGUAGCAAAAUCAACACUGUUGAAUCCUUGGAUUAUCAGAAAUCGUACGAUCUGAGCGGCACACCAGUCCUUAAGAUGGGCAAUGGCGACGGUACGGUCAAUUCUCGUUCGCUGGAAGCUUGCCUGCAGUGGACAACGCAACAGAAGCAAACGAUCGUUGCCAAAGAGUUCCCAGGGGCCGAUCACAUGAGCAUUCUGGCGGAUGUAAACGUUAUCGAUAACAUCGUGAAGCUGCUCCUGUCGGACGUUGCUAACUGAACAGGACACACCCCUACACAUACCGCUCGUUUCGAAAGAGGAUGGUUUUUUGUUUCUUUGGAUAGAGUUACUGUGGUGCCAUUAUUUGUAGACUACUUCCCCCUCGGAGGAUCCUUUCCCUCAUAACAAGAAGACUUCGCAUACCCAACUCAACGCAAAGACUCGAUAGCUCUAAUGUGAUGUUUAGUAGCUUGAUUAUUGUUUAAAAGUGUAGCACGUUUGCACUACCAGCCGGUGUAUUGCAAACGACCACCGCCAUGAAUCUCAAACCACAAAUGUCCACUAGACGGUGCGCAUUUACCGUAGCACCUUAGCCUUGUUCUGUUAAAGCAGUUCAAUAAAGCAAUUUGAAACCAAAGUUUUAAA
This is a messenger RNA of Anopheles arabiensis, 1882 nucleotides long. Its product is annotated as phospholipase A2 group XV-like. The record is from RefSeq and is a predicted model, not a curated record. Lineage: Eukaryota; Metazoa; Arthropoda; Insecta; Diptera; Culicidae. Gene Ontology annotation, biological process: lipid metabolic process. Bases 215 to 1516 code for a protein of 433 amino acids. The transcript is spliced from 5 exons.